GGCGGGCGGUGGGCGAGGGUGUGUGGGGUGCAGUUUCUCGCCCUCCGCUCCUGCCGGACAUUUUCUGUCCUCCCCCGCACCAUUUUUUUGUCCUUUUUCCCCCGGGAUUUGGCGCUGAUCCGUCUGCCUCGUUUUUUAGGAAAUCGGAGGCUUCAAGGCAGCACAGGUGGCCCAGCCACACGGCACGCCAGCAUCGCGGCUGUUGGUACUCUGUAGGACGAAGGAAGUCAGAAAGGUUUCUUCUGGCAGGGAUCCCACCGGUCGCCCUCACCUGCAGCUCCCCCCGGGUGCUUCCCCUUAGUCCCGGAUCCAGGCCAAGCAGCAGCCCAGAGGAACAGAGGAGCCUGGCAGAGGUGCCCGCAGCCUUGGGCAGUGCACUCAUGGUCCCCAGGAGUGGGCUUCAGCAUGCAGCUGUCACCUCCUACGCAUACAAACUCCAGUGCCUCAGGAUCCAGGUGAAGCAGAUCUGCAGGGAGAGGGACAAAGCAAGGCUGGAUCUGGAGAAAGCGGAGAGACGCUGCCUGCAGCUUGGCAGGGAGUUGAACGAGCAGUACGUCGCCCUCGAGCACAGCCAGAGCAAGCUCAAGGAUGUUCAAACUGAAAUGGAGGCAAAGGAGCUGCUUUUGCAGCAAGCAGUCAACCAUCGAGCAAAGCUGGAGGCUGAUACACAGUUCCUCCGGGGCGAAGAGGCCAGCCUGCAUGGACGACUGAACCUCAUGAUGAGGGAGAACACACAGCUGCAAAACAAGGUCACGGAGAUGACUGAGAAACUGGUGGCCUCUGAGAAGCUGGUGCUGGAGCUGCAGAAAGAGCUCAACCUUGUUGUGAAGGACAAGCUGGAGCUGGUGGAGCCCCACAGCCCAGAGCUCCUGACCCAAAGCGAGCGCUUUGCGGAGAUUGUGCUGGAAUACGAGCGGCAGUGCCAGAGAGUCAAGGUGCUGUGGGACCAGAACGGCGUGCUGCGGAGGGAGCUGGAAGCACUGCGUCUUCAGCUGCAGCAGGAGAGCAGGGCCGAGCGAGGGCUGCCAGCUGCAGUGUGCCUCUCUCCCCGCCCACUGGUUCCCAAUUCUGCGUGCACAGAGACGUCACUCACAGUGGAGCAGCUUCGAGAGCAGCUGCAGGACCUGAAAGUGCAGCUGCAAACCAAGGUAAGCUAUUACGAGAAGGAAAUUGAGUUAAUGAGGAAGAACUUUGAAAGAGAGAAGAAGGACAGCAAAAAAAGCUUCAAGGCUGAGAUGAGCAAGGUGGAAGGCCAGAAAAGAGACCUGGAAGAAACGGUUGCAAAGUACGAGGCUGUAAUUGAUGGACUGAAAGCGCAAAAAUGUGUGCAGAGCCUGGAGCUGGAGGAGGAGCUUGAGAUGGAGCAGGCCGGGGGAGGAACACAGCUCCCUGAAGAUGUACGCUGUCCAAGGCAGCAGCUGCACCGGGAAGGAGAAGAGCUGAGGACGCAGUGCAGGGACAGAGAGGGCCUGAGGGGAGACCUGUGCUGGCUGCUGGAGGAGAACAGCUUGCUGAAAAGUCAACUUGGGAGACUCCAGCAAGAGCUGAGGGAGGCAAAGGAGAAGGGCAGCAGACGUGAUGAGAGACAUGUGAGUGAGUUGGGCAGAGAGGAGGUACAAGAGCUGGCUGAAAUACCACAAUUGAUGGAGUCGAGUGAGAAGAACAAAAGAGAGGUCUCCCAGCUGAACACCAAGCUGUGUCAGCUGAGCCGUGAGCUCCCUGAGCAUGAGGCCAGCCACGGCGCCGGCCCUGCCACCACCCAGCUGCAGAGCCAGAGGCUGGUGGAAGCUGAGCAGCUGCAAGGAGCGGAGAUGGCCGCAAGGCCAGAGCACCACCGGCAGCAUGCAACGUGUUGGAUGGAGAUGGAACUGCUUUGGCAGCAGCUCAAGGCCUCGCAGGAGAAGCUCUUAGAAGCCAAAGCAAGCCUGAGCCUGGCCCAGACUCGGCAUGCGCUGCAGCUGCAGCAGGCCAAGGCCCAGAUGAACAACAUGGUGCCAAAGAAACAGUUUGAGCAGCUGCAAACCAGCUUGAGGGAGGAACAGUGCAGGGCUCAGCGGCUCCAGGAAAACCUCCAUCGGCAGGCUGAGCAGGCACACAGGCAGCUGGUCAGGACGCAGGAGGAACACGAGCGUCUGCUGCAGGUGGCCAUGGAGCAGGCGGAGGGGCUGGAGCGUGAGCUGAGGAGCGCUGAAGCCGUGCUGGCAGACAGGGCAGCUCACCUCAAGGAUGCACAGGCCCAGCUCUCCAGGAACAAACUGCUGAUGGAAGACCUCCGUAAGGAGAACAGGGGGUUUGCAGUGGCCCUGCAGGUGGCAGAGCUGAAGCAGAAAAGCACCGAGGAGAAGAACCAGGUGUUGGAGGAGCAGGCAUCGGCCCUGAAGCAGCUCAUUGGAAAAAUCACACCGGCAUCUUUGAGUGUGUAAUGGGGCGCCUGCUGUGGCAGCCGUGCUGCUGAACCUGGCCGGGACUUGUCAGUUCCUCUUGGGCUCUACGAGACGGAGCCUGAAGCUUCCGAAAGCCUGAGCCUAGGGUCCAAACCAACAUCGCCUCUGUGGUGAGCAGGCCAGAGGGGCUUCUCUUUUGAUUUGAGCCUCCAAGGCUGGGGGUGGUGCUUGUGUCCCCGGUGCAGCACUGUACUUCAGCAAGCCAUCCUUACUGCGCUUCCUCAAAAAGGAGACCAGGAGGCAGGGACCGUGGUUCCAUCUUCAAUCUCAAAUUCUCCAUAGUCCCUUAAGCACCGCACCUGCAAAGCAGAAGGGCAGCAGUCUCUGGAUCAACAGACCUCCCCUAGAAAAUAUCAGACAGUACUGCUGACUUAAAACACGUGCUCCAGAAGUCCAAGUAUGGACACAUUCCUACCCAUCUGCUGGAGCCUCAUAUAGAGCCAACCUGGAAAUGCAGAACCAGACUGAUCCUGCAGCCUGGGGGCUCUACCCGAUGUUCUCUUCCUGCCUUUGCCCGGAGCAAGAAGCACCAGUGAGCAGACCCAGCCCUCCAGAGACUAGAGGAAGACCAGCCCUGCAGAACAGCAGCAGCAUUUCCAGGAGACCCUCCCCACACACAGCAGGAAACGCCAGUCUGUUAACACUGAAACGGUCUUAAAGAGCAGGCUGAUUGCCACCACGCGUUCUUUCUAAGAGAGUAAAGGAACAGAGCGCUUCAGCUACUGACUGGUACAAUUUUUCACAUGCUCUUGGAUGGUUGCAUCAGCUGUGUAAAAUUAUUUAUAGUCUCAUCUAUCAAAGUCCAUUUAAAAUAACAAUAAACCUCACCUAAUUAACAACC
Cygnus olor (mute swan) is the source of this 3285-nucleotide messenger RNA. It is a transcript of the gene NINL, whose product is annotated as ninein like. Lineage: Eukaryota; Metazoa; Chordata; Aves; Anseriformes; Anatidae. Gene Ontology annotation, cellular component: centrosome. The transcript is spliced from 19 exons. The record is from RefSeq and is a predicted model, not a curated record. The coding region runs from base 381 to 2423 and encodes 680 amino acids. Gene Ontology annotation, biological process: microtubule anchoring at centrosome.